CUGCCCAAUGGCUGCCCGAACAUCUGCGCCAUAUGUGGCCUUCCUCCUAUCAGUGCUGACCUCGUGCAGCUCCUCGGCAGGUGAGCCGCGCGCGUCUGCGGAGCAGAACGUGUCGGUGAAUACUCAGGACAAUGCCAUCCUUCCAUGUAUGGGUCCCAGAGAUGCUUCCAUCACACUAUUGCAGUGGAAGAUGCUCGACAAGGACUCGGAGGGUUUUGUCUUCUUCUUCCGAGAAAACCGCAGUUAUGAGUCCUACCAGAUUCCAUCUCUGAAAAAUCGAGUGCAGCUCAGCGAUCCGCAGAUGAAGAAUGGAAACGUGUCCGUCACUGUGAAGAACGUCACUUUCAGUGAUGCUGGAAAGUAUGAAUGUUCGUUUUACACCAGCAGCAGACAGCGCAGCAGGAGAGCCGCUGACUUCAGUUACAUCAUCAACCUGCACGUUGAGGAGAGACACAGUGGGCGGCAGCAUUUGGCGCUGGUAGCACCUCUGGUGGCUCUGGUUGCACUCUUGGUUGCAGUCCUGUGGAAAUUUAAAGGCCGCACAGAGCAGCCUGCUGCGGAGGAAGCUGGUGAGCAACAGCUGGUGUAAACACUUUCCAUCACCAAGUUCUGAACUGUUAUGUGUCCUGCCCUUCACCACAAAUGUUAAUCAAUAAUUGAUCAAUCAGUCAAUCAAUCGGCAGGCUUAACAUCAAUUCAGCACACAAUCACAAAUGUCGUGGCUCAUCUGGUUGCAUUGCCAUAUAUUGCAAAAAAUAAGUAAGAAUCAGACAAAGGAUUAAUGUAAAAGAAAAAAGGACACAUGAAUCAAGUCCAUUGGAAUAGCGCCACAAGUAUUUAGAUAUGCAGUGAAAGACAACUGUUGUCAGUGUGAAUGUAACAACGGAAAUUCCCUGCAGAGAACUCGUGCAACUCAAAUGACAAUCAUAUAAUGUGAGGAUGUUAUAAAACUUAACGAACCAAAGAAACACUCAGCUGUUCAUCACAGUUUCAUCACAGAUGAGGUUGACUCAGUUAUGCUGUCUUCUACACAGAUUGUAUAUUCUCAUUCCUGUGUGUAAUUCAAAUUCAUAUGCUCUUAUUUUUUAUUUCAUAUAUUUUAUUUUUCUACUUUUAUUUGUUUUUGUUUCACAGUGUAAUCUGUGUAUGUGAACAUAAUCAUUUUCACCAGGGAUAGGCUCCGCCCCCCCACGUGCCUAGUGAGGAUUAAGUGGUGUAUAGAUGAUGGAUGGAUAAUUUAUCGGCUCAAGCUUUUGCAUCACUUGACUAAAUUCAGUGUGAAUAUUGAGUUUUCACUUUGUAUUGAAGAUAGUACAUCCAAAAGUGUUUUAUUUUUGUUACAUGAUAUACUGUUUAUAAUAAAUAAUAUUAAUUGGUUUUGUAGAUUGUAUCUUUCUUUCACAAACAACCUAAACAUUAAAACUGCCUCAUUUGAGUGUCCCUGAA
Messenger RNA from Stegastes partitus (bicolor damselfish), 1446 nucleotides. RefSeq names its product junctional adhesion molecule B-like. The coding region runs from base 8 to 589 and encodes 193 amino acids. NCBI's taxonomy places the organism in Eukaryota, Metazoa, Chordata, Actinopteri, Pomacentridae. The record is from RefSeq and is a predicted model, not a curated record. Gene Ontology annotation, biological process: T cell receptor signaling pathway; regulation of cytokine production. The transcript has 3 exons. Gene Ontology annotation, cellular component: external side of plasma membrane. Gene Ontology annotation, molecular function: signaling receptor binding.